Halteromyces radiatus is the source of this 1097-nucleotide messenger RNA. Its product is annotated as 3-hydroxyacyl-CoA dehydrogenase. Gene Ontology annotation, cellular component: mitochondrion. The record is from RefSeq and is a predicted model, not a curated record. Gene Ontology annotation, biological process: fatty acid beta-oxidation. The coding region runs from base 45 to 1022 and encodes 325 amino acids. Gene Ontology annotation, molecular function: NAD+ binding; (3S)-3-hydroxyacyl-CoA dehydrogenase (NAD+) activity. The transcript is spliced from 3 exons. NCBI's taxonomy places the organism in Eukaryota, Fungi, Mucoromycota, Mucoromycetes, Mucorales, Cunninghamellaceae.
UUUUUUUUUUCUUCUUUCUUCUUUUCUUUUUAUCCUCAUUCACUAUGGCUCAUAUACUUUCUACUGGUGUUAUCAAGCGUGUUCUUACCAAACAACCUUCUCUUUCUGCCAACUUCUCUAGCACUACCAACUUACUAAAGGAUAUCAAUACAGUGACUAUCGUAGGUGCAGGUCUUAUGGGAUCAGGCAUAGUUCAAGUAGCCGCUCAAGCUAAUUGCAAAGUCACCAUGGUCGAUACCUCUGAUGCUGCUAUUGCCAAUGGUCAAUCCAUCAUUGCUUCUUCUUUGAAACGCGUGGCACGCAAGAAGUUUGCCGAAGAUGAACAACAACAAAAGCAAUUCAUUGAUAAAGUUCUUGCCAAUAUCACUACUUCCACUCAAGCUGAAAAAGCUGUUCAUGAUGCUGAUCUGGUGGUCGAAGCUAUUGUAGAAAAUAUUGAUAUCAAACGCAAAUUGUUCUCUACUUUGGAUAAAGUGGCUCCCAAGCAUUCUAUUUUUUGCUCCAAUACCUCUUCUUUACCCAUCACCGCUAUUGCUGAAUCCACUUCUCCUGAACGUCAACAACAAUUUGCUGGUCUCCAUUUCUUCAACCCUGUCCCUGCUAUGAAACUGGUGGAAAUCGUUCGUACUGAUACUGUCUCUGAUGAAGUAUUCCAAUCUUUACAAGACUUUACAACCAAGGUGGGCAAAACUCCUGUUUCUUGCAAGGAUACUCCUGGUUUUAUCGUCAACCGUCUUUUGGUGCCUUAUAUGUUUGAAGCCUUCCGUGUACUAGAUCGUAAGGAAGCAAGCAUCAAGGAUAUUGAUACUGCCAUGAAAUUGGGUGCCGGUAUGCCCAUGGGUCCAUUUGAACUCGCUGAUUUUGUUGGAUUGGAUACAAUGAAAUUUAUUGUGGAUGGAUGGGCAAAGGAAGGAAAAAUCGAACCUGCUUUGGUUCAACCUUCCAAGUCAUUGGAUGAUUUGGUGAAGGAAGGUCAUCUUGGUCGAAAGUCUGGAAAAGGUUUUUAUGAUUACAAGAAAUAGGUUUAGAUUUAGUUAGAUUUUUUUUUCUUAGAUGACAAAUUGGAAUAAAAACGUUGUACCUGUUGUUUCAGAUUC